AUGGCUCCGGCAAACUCGACCAACUUACCACCCAUCGAAACUGUCCAGGGUCUGCCUACGCAAGACCGCGCAGCUAUCCUGGACUUGCUCUUCGAACCGAGCACACAACUCCAUACACUCUCAGUCCCACUGCUACAGGAGCAGGCCUUCGCAUCCUACUCAGACCUCAUAGCCGCCGUGGGCAUUCAACUCACCGCGCUAUCUGAAUCUCCAUCUCGCUCCGACACGGCCUGGCUCGAGGAUAUCAUCGCAUCACACCCCAGACUAGGAGCCAAGAAAGUGGAGAGUGCCCAAUCUCAGGCCGAACAAGCCCAACUGCAAGGUAGCUACGAAGAGACCGAGCAGCUACGUCGUCUCAACGACGAAUACGAAAAGAAGUAUCCUGGACUGCGAUAUGUGGUCUUUGUCGAUGGACGGAGCAGACCCGUCAUCAUGGAAGGCAUGCGCGCGCGGAUUACCAACAGCGAUUUGAAGCAGGAACGGAGUGCCGCCAUCAGGGUAUAUGUCUGA
Lecanosticta acicola is the source of this 510-nucleotide messenger RNA. Lineage: Eukaryota; Fungi; Ascomycota; Dothideomycetes; Mycosphaerellales; Mycosphaerellaceae. The record is from the annotation of a GenBank genome assembly.